UGCAGAGGUGUCAACACUCAAGACGGACUGUCAACAAACAUUCAGGUUCGAGACGCCGGAGUUCAACCAAUACCUGAUUAUUUACUGACUACUAUUGGCCUUGACUAAACACUACUUCUCUUAGCUGCUGAUUGACAGACCAUCAAGGUCGCUACAAUUUCUGAAUUCGGAAUUCGGCUCUCGUGUCUCCUGCCCGUCUUCGAGCUUCGGGGAUAGCACCAAGCUUAAGCCUGUACCCAGCCCAGACUUGCGCCGCCUUGCCGGGCUUGGCAGUAUGUAGGCAGUUGGCGCUGUGACGCACAGAGGCAGUAAACCUUUACUGAAGUCUGUUUCUAAACGACUACUUGAGAGAGGUGAUCUACACAGGAUUGAGGACGAGGUGAGGUGUUGUACGGAUUCGAUGCAAUGUCUAAAUCUUCCAGUCACCAACAUGUUGCCUAUACAAGACUCGAGGAAGAUCAUGAUGGAGCCGUACAGAUCAAAGAUAAUGGAAACCCAAACAGGGGAAACUUUAGCAGUGCAAUAGAGGCUGCAGGAUUUGGGAGGUUCCAUGUCAUUUUGCUUGUGGUGUGUGGUUGGGCAAACAUGAGCGAUGCCGUCGAGAUUCUCAGCGUGUCCUAUCUCCUCCCCAACGCCUCCAGAGAUAUGCAUGUCAGCAGCCCUCAGAAAGGACUUCUUACUUCCAUCAUCUUUGUCGGUAUGCUUGUAGGAGGGUACUUCUGGGGGUCUCUGGCAGACAUCCAGGGAAGACGUCAGAUACUCAUCUACUCCUUAGCCUGCAACGCUCUCUUUGGUCUCUUAUCUAGUGUCUCGUAUAACUUCUGGCUGUUUCUUCUAAUGAGGUUCCUCAGUGGAGUAGGUGUCGGUGGCUCCAUACCCGUCAUCUUCUGCUACUUCAGUGAGUUCCAACCGUCCAGACACCGUGGUGCCAUGAUCAGCGCUUUGGCAACGUUCUGGAUGGCCGGUAACAUCGUGACUGCUGCCCUCGCUUGGGCCGUCAUACCCAGGGAUUCCUUUGUGGCCAGCAUGGAGACGUGGAGGGUUUUCGUCGCUCUGUGCUGCAUCCCUGCUGCGUCUUCGGUCGUCGCCUUCCUGAUGAUGCCCGAGAGUCCAAAAUAUUUACUGGAGAGAGGAGAAGAGACAAAAGCCUUAAAUGUUAUGAAGAAGAUGUACAUGCAGAAUAAAGGACUGUCAAAAGCAGAUAGUUAUCCAAUUCGAUAUUUAAUAGCAUCAAGCAAGGAAGAGAAGCAGAUGAUGAGAAAUGAUGUCAAGCGAGAGGGCUAUUGCAAUCAGACGUCUUCGCUCUUCCAAGCUACCUCUGAUCUGUUCCAGGGUCCACUAGCAAGAACGCUAAUGUCAAUGCUCACCAUUAUCUUCAGCCUCUCAUUUGGGUACUACGGCCUAUGGAUGUGGUUCCCAGAGUUGUUUAAGAGGGUGGAGAUGGGUGGCUCGGCCUGCAGUGAGCUCAAAGAUUCCGUUGCGGCGCCCUCUACAGACACAGAAGACAACAUUUACAAAGAUGGCUUCUUUACGGCCCUCUCCAACCUUCCUGGGAAUCUAGUGUCUAUCUUUCUAAUGGAUCGGCUGGGCAGAAAGUUCCUCUUAACUUCGAGCCUCAUCAUCUCGGGCAUCAGCGUGUUCUUCAUAUGGUUCUUGGAGACCAGGAUGCAAGUUCUUGUCGUGUCUAUUAUAUUUGGCGCCAUCUCUGUUGUGUCAUGGAACAGCCUCAGCGUGCUCAGCGUGGAACUUUACCCCACUGCCUACAGGAGUACAGCUCUAGGAGUACAAGGCAUUUUCAACCGGACUGGCGCCAUCAUAGGCAGCCUGAUGUUCGGUAUACUGAUAGAUCUUCAUUGCGCCGUGCCUAUGAUCCUCAUUGCAUUCAUGCUGGCCGUCGGUGGUUUAACGGCCUUCACCUUGCCAAACACAACCAAGAUUGAGCUGAAAUGAAUCAAUGAGACGGGCUGGUAUUCUUGAAAGCAGACAAACUAAGGGGCCAGGGACCCAUAUCACAAAGCCUUUUUUCAAUGACAAAUGACAAAAAUCAGUGACAAAUCUGCUGAUAACCAAUCAGAAGCAAGGAUGUCAGUCGCUUUAUAACAAAAACUGUCAUUUGUCACUGAUGACAAGUUUUGUGAAAUGCCCCCCAGAAUUAACCUAUUGUGUGCCAAAGUAGCCAGUUGGCUCAUUCACUUGUUUGCCAAGUGUGCUGAUUGGCACAAAGAACUUAAUAUUAUCCCUGUGUACUGUUGAUGCCCCAUGCUAUGACCCAUUCAUGUUUUAUUUGACAGAUAUUGACUGGUAGAGUGUGUAAUAUAACAUUCUUUGGACUGCCUAAGGGAGUUAUAUUUUCCCAAGGGGUUAUAUUUUUACGGAUUGAGGGAAAAUAUUUCUUCCUUGCCGCUCUUCAAGUAUACCAUGCAUAUAGCCGUGUUCACAGCUGAAACCUUGAACCAACUAAUGAAUAAAUUGCAGCGGCAAAAGAAAAGCAAUUUUAGAUGUCAACGAAAGGCUUGACUUAGGCUGCUGUCUAGAAUUUAGGGCAAUGAAAGGCAUUAUGUCUUAAUUGGUGUAUAAAUGCCAUUUUAUUGCCUGUGGUACAUUUUGUUUGUAUUUAAGUCAACUCUCAAGUGCAAUUAUAAUUAUACUUUGUUAUGUUAUGAUAAGAAAUGUUACCAAUGUUUUGAGUACUUUGUUGUGAUGGUCACAUAUUUGCAUGAACUUGAAAUGGUAUUUUUGUAGCUCUAAAAUGUAUGGGGUUGAUUAUAAUUACGUAAGAUCAUGAUCAGGCAUUAAUAUUUGAAUGUAUUUGAAAGGACCUUUAUGUAGCUCCAAAACGAGUGGGUUUGAGUACAAAAGAUCACAAACUAACAUUAAUAUUGCAUGAAUUUGAAACGGCCUUUUUGCAGCUCUUAAACGAGUGGGGGGUUGAGUGUAUACAGAAGAUCAUGAACUGGUAUUAAUUUACACUAAUUUGAAAUUUUUCUUUAGUAACUUUAAUCUUGAUGGGAUUAAGUGAAUAAUAGAUCACAGGGUAAUACUAAGAGUCACAAGUUGAGUUUGAGACCAUGUACUAUGUAGCAUUAAUAUGAUGGG
Messenger RNA from Strongylocentrotus purpuratus (purple sea urchin), 3096 nucleotides. Its product is annotated as synaptic vesicle glycoprotein 2C. Gene Ontology annotation, biological process: transmembrane transport. Gene Ontology annotation, molecular function: transmembrane transporter activity. The record is from RefSeq and is a predicted model, not a curated record. Lineage: Eukaryota; Metazoa; Echinodermata; Echinoidea; Camarodonta; Strongylocentrotidae. Bases 406 to 1950 code for a protein of 514 amino acids. The transcript is spliced from 11 exons. Gene Ontology annotation, cellular component: membrane.